This is a messenger RNA of Parasteatoda tepidariorum (common house spider), 1336 nucleotides long. RefSeq lists its product as uncharacterized. Gene Ontology annotation, biological process: N-terminal peptidyl-methionine acetylation. The record is from RefSeq and is a predicted model, not a curated record. Gene Ontology annotation, cellular component: NatC complex. NCBI's taxonomy places the organism in Eukaryota, Metazoa, Arthropoda, Arachnida, Araneae, Theridiidae. Gene Ontology annotation, molecular function: protein-N-terminal amino-acid acetyltransferase activity.
UCAAUUUUCCUCGUCCUUGUUUUUGUCUGGACUGGAAGUUGAUGAUAAUGAGAUCAUGAGUGAUUCUACGAAGUGAAUAUUCGAGGAACGUGUUUCAAUAUCCACAUUUAAUUGUGUAAUGUACUGUGUGAAACGAUUUUCCUAUAGUUAAUAGUCAAUUUGUAAACAUGGAAAAUCAAUCUACUCUCGACAUAAACAUAAGGAACGUAGAUGUUAGGCUUAAUGAUCCUGUAGUUGGAUCCAAUAUAAACGGUGCCUGUGAUAACUCGAUUGAUAAUGAGACCCAAGUUACAUCAUUCAGUGAAAAAAUCGAUAAUAAAUCGUCUGCAAACCUUCCCGAAUUAGCAGACGAUCUUCGUGAAAAGUUACACAUCUGUAAAGAUUCUAGUAAUUGUGGUCUUUUAAAUGGGUGUCACAAAACUUUGCACGAAGAUAUGAAAUUUGUUGACAUAGCUGUGAAUGGUAUAAAUAAAUGUAAUAAAUUUGAAGUGUUCAAUUCUAAUUUAGAAAAACUCAAUCACAGGACGUGUGAGCCGCCCAAACACUGUGUAGAAAUUUCCAGGACCAAUUUCGAGUCUCUUGAAAGCAAUGUCACAACGAUUGAUGAAAAUCCCUCUUGUCCUUCGCUAGAAUUAUCCUCUAAAGUUCAUGAUAGCGCUUUAAAUUCAAUUCGUGAUGUUCAAAUUGAAAAAAUUGAGGCUGUUCCUCCCAUUGGAAGCAUAAAUUUAGAAAUUUCAAACGAUGUAAACAUAACUUAUCAUGGAUAUCAUUCUGAAAGUCAAAUGCCAGAUAUCAUGAGAUUGAUUCAGAAAGACCUUUCAGAACCUUAUUCUAUUUAUACUUAUAGGUAUUUUAUACACAAUUGGCCAAAAUUAUGCUUUUUGGCUCAAUAUGGUGAACAAUGUGUGGGAGCCAUUGUGUGCAAGCUAGACGUACAUAAAAAACAUAGUCGAAGAGGUUACAUUGCAAUGCUAGCAGUCGAUAAAAAAUAUAGAAAAAAGAAAAUUGGAUCAAAUUUAGUACUAAAAGCAAUUCACGCUAUGGUUGAAGACAAUGCUGAUGAGGUUGUUUUAGAAACUGAGAUUACUAACAGACCAGCCCUCAAACUUUAUGAAAAUUUAGGAUUUGUUCGUGACAAAAGACUGUUUAGAUACUAUCUAAACGGAGUUGAUGCCUUGCGGUUAAAGUUGUGGCUCAGAUGAAAACUCUUAUCCUUUUCAUCACUGUCUACUGCUAUGAAUUUGCUUACCUAUCUUUAAAACUGUUCUUUAACGGAAUGUUUAUAGAAAAUAGUGUUAUGCUCACCAUUUGUACCAAAUAAAUCAUUUUAUAGAAA